Molecule: messenger RNA, 2624 nt
Organism: Bombina bombina (fire-bellied toad)
Lineage: Eukaryota; Metazoa; Chordata; Amphibia; Anura; Bombinatoridae
Gene: DRAXIN
Product: dorsal inhibitory axon guidance protein
Exons: 6
Coding region: 14-1039 (341 amino acids)
Biological process (GO): axon guidance; Wnt signaling pathway
Cellular component (GO): extracellular region
Source: RefSeq, a predicted model, not a curated record
CAAGGUCAGACAAAUGGCUUCACUUUUCUGCAGCCUUUCCUCCUUCUGCUUGAUAUUGGUUUUUAUUAUCGAUUAUUUCAGUUGCGUUAGCUCACUGGAGCCAAGAGUCAAACCCAAGAGAAUUUCUGAGAGUAAUAAAUAUGAUCAGGAUCUGUGGCUCCAUCAGCCUCAAGAGAGACAUCAUCGGAAGUUAAGGAUGAGUAAGAGAGCCAGGAACCGUGGCGGCAUAUCAUCCUCAGCCUUCACGCCAUCUGAGGAGGCCGCUGCUACUGCACUGAGGAGGGACUCUAGUCUUGUAGAGUCACCAAGUGCUCUGAAACAAGACAAAGUAGAAGUCCAGCACUUUGAGUUUCCAUUUAAUCAAAGGGAAAACCAACCACCGGGGUACACGUCUAAAGGAAAGAAGCAUAACAGAGAGCACAGACGGUCCAGUCAGAAGGAUCGUGGGAAGCAUCAUAGUGCGAAAGGCUUUGAGGGGGAACCCAGUGGCCUUUUGAAAGAAGAUCUAAGCUUUAAGGAUCACACACUGUUCACCCAUCUGGAGGUAUCCUCAAGUGCACCGGUGACUUUUCUUCAUCUGAGUACGGCCAACCCGUUGUAUAUUAAUGAGCAGCCUACAGCAGUCCUGGAGACAUCUCGUCGCAUGAGGGCUCCUGGGAAGAAGGGAGGAGACGUCAUGCCAACUCUAGAUAUGACUUUAUUUGACUGGACAGAUUAUGAAGACCUGAAACCAGACUCAUGGCCAUCAGUGAAAAAGAAAGGGAAGCUGCAGGAUAAUUCACAUAACACAACAAAUGAAGAGGAGCCAUGUGAUCACCAUCUCGACUGCCUUCCAGGUUCUUGUUGUGAUUUAAGAGAACAUCUCUGCAAAGCUCACAAUCGAGGGCUAAAUAACAAGUGUUACGAUGACUGCAUGUGUGCCGAAGGCUUCCGCUGUUAUGCUAAAUUUCACCGCAAUCAAAGAGUGACCAGGAGAAAAGGACGCUGCGUGGAUCCAGAAACCAUCAACAGAGACCAGGGAUCUUUUAUUUCUGUCUAAAAAAUGUAUGGGUCCUGAUCUCGAUCAGUAUUUAAAACUGAAAUCUACAAACCGCUAAUCAACCAGUGUUAGCAUUUGUCAUUGUCACCCUGAGGAAGGACAUAUUUAUAUACAGACCGUGGUAUAAUACCAUUUUUCCAGCAGGUUGUGCACAGAUUUGUAGCCUGGGCAGAGACAUGCAAUUUAGCCUUGUACAAUGAAUAUUUAUUUAAUUGUGGGGAUGGGGAUCUGUAGUAUACAUAGUAACAGACAAUAACUGACAAUAACAACUUCUGGCUUAUUGUGUGCGUUGUAUUCUAGUUUAUCCAUCUCUAUAAAGGGGAGAUGUUAUGUAAAAUGAAUAAUACAGGGCUGCACACUGGAUACUGAGAUCAAUCAGUUCCUAAACAGCUCUGGAGUAUGUAUUUGUAUAAGCAACGACCUUAAAGGAGACAUAAAACUCAAGAUGGAAAUGAACAAAGAUGCAUUUUCCAACAGACAUGGGCCCUCAGUCAAACACAGCUCAGAGAGUAUAUAUUGCAUCAGUUAUGUAUCAUCACCAAUUAAUGACAAGCCACCAUCGCUCACUGAACUGCCAAAGUGUUUAAUUGAGGGUUGCGUGAGGCAUAUGUACAUAUGCCCCAUGAAAAGUAAAAGUUAUCAUGGCAACAUAAGUAUUGGGAAAAUGCAGUUGUCUCAAAUAUGGCAAUGCUAGAAUACAAUCUACAGAAGAUUAAACAGUACCUUAUAAGCUAGCGUUUUCGGUAGAGUACAAUGAAAAGGGCAAGAGUGUUACAUUCAGAAGAAAAGGAAGGCAGCGCAUGGAGUAGAGGGGGUUAAAAAGGGGACAGGGGUAAUAGGGAAUAGGGAUAAACAUGUAAUAUGUCUGUACACAGGUGACUAUGGAAGGGACAUGAUGAACAGCUGGUUAAUGUUGUUACUGCACUCUAAAACAGAAGACACUGUAGGGAACAAACAUAUAAAACAAAAAUAAUAUGCUGUUUCCAAUCACUGUCAUAAGAGGGCAGCACUGUCUAUAACAUAAAAUAAAAAUAAUAUGCUGUUUCCAAUCACUGUCAUAAGAGGGCAGCACUGUCUAUAACAGAUACAAUAAAAAUAAUAUGCUGUUUCCAAUCACUGACCUAAGGGGGCAGCACUGUCUAUAACAGAUACAAUAAAAAUAAUAUGCUGUUUCCAAUCACUGACAUAAGGGGCAGCACUGUCUAUAACAUAAAAUAAAAAUAAUAUGCUGUUUCCAAUCACUGACAUAAGGGGGCAGCACUGUCUAUAAAAGAUAUUAAGUAGAAACAUGACUUUUGGUAUUAGCUGUUAUGAGACAAAUAAUUACAUUUCAGGUACUGGUAAUAACGUUUAAUAAUAUGGAGGUCACCUGAUCACGAGUGAUGACAACAUCUGCGCCACAGAGGUCCAGGCCAGCUAUGCUGCAUUUUUAUACAUGUGUAGAGAUCUUACAGGGGCAUUAGGGUGGGAUUCCCCCAUCAUAUAGUAUUAUAGCACUGAGCUGACAGUAUGUGUAGAGACAAAUAAUGUGAUGUUACAGAGUCCUGGUAUGUCAUUUUGAAUGUAAAUAAAGUGUGGACAGUUA